GCCAUCUCUUUAAGAAUAGAGCAAAUCAUAAAGUAUAUCGACCUCUUUUCUAAAUUUAACAGAAUAUCUAUUUAGUAGAAUGAAACCUAACCUUAAAUUUAAAAAAAUCGAUAAGGUUCAUUUGAAUAUCGUUGUAAUGAAAGUGACGAUUUCCGAUUAAGGACUUAAUAAAAAAUGUUAAAUGCAGCUCGAUUUAAAUUAAUGUUAAGGUAGCAGAGAGAUUAAUAAAAAAAUGGUAACAUUCCGGUGGAGAACCUAUAAAUUUUCGCAACUUCUAAAUUAUAUAAUACAUCUAGCUCAAAAAUGUGUUUAUACAACAAAAUCAUUGACAUAUAAUAACUGCCUAGACCAAAAUUAUGCAGCGGAUGUUUGCAUGGAACCCAUGUUUUGGUUCGUUGAUAACUUUACGAAUACAAUAGGACCGAUAUUUGUAGUCGUCGUCGCUGGUUUAACAGCAUCCGUGGUUGUUAUCGCAUAUUAUAUAGGUCUUCCUUAUUGGUGGAACCGAAAUCCUUAUAUGUGCGUUUUCUUAGUCAUUUUUGGAAAUUGGUUGUUACUUAACGUUUGUUUUCAUUAUUAUAUGGCUGUUAUUACUCCGCCUGGAUAUCCACCCCAAGGAGAAUUAAUCACCGAGGCUGUAAGCAUUUGCAAAAAAUGUAUAUCACCGAAACCACCAAGAACUCAUCAUUGCUCCGUUUGUAAUAAGUGCAUUUUAAAAAUGGACCAUCAUUGCCCUUGGUUAAAUAAUUGUAUAGGAUUCCAAAAUCAUCGUUAUUUUUUUAUGUACAUGAUUUAUACGGUAGCUGGGGUGUUAUUUUUAAUUUUAGCCGGAUUUGAGUUGGCUUAUGAAGAGCUCUAUUUCGCAAUCGACGACGCGGAUGAACCGGAAUUGGAGGGACAUCCGGUUAAAUUUAAUAAAACGGGUGCAAUCAUUCCAGUAGAUGUCGCCUAUUUAGACCCCGUUCAAGACUUCGAUUUACAAAACGACGAACUCCCCACGACAAGUUCUUGGAGACGUGGAGCAUUAAUAUACAUGGCACUAUUAAAUUGCGCUGUUUUAUUGGCGUUAGGUGGGUUAAUGUCGUGGCAUAGCCGAUUGAUCGGGAAAGGUGAAACAAGCAUAGAAGCGAAUAUUAACCGAACAGAAACCCAGCGAUUAGCCAAGCUUGGGAAAACUUACGUAAAUCCCUACAACUUUGGAAGUAGGCAAAAUUGGCGGAUGUUCCUUGGAUUGGUUCAAGGACGUUCGUGGUUAAGACACAUCUUAUUACCCUCGGCUCAUCAACCGGAAGGAGACGGGCUAAUUUGGCACACCGUUCACGAUAGGCUCUCACACAUCCAUUAAUAAAAAAAUAAAAAAAAAUUGUCUAAUUAGAAUUUAAGUAAAUAAUAAAAGCAUUCCAUUUUAAAAUGUUA
Molecule: messenger RNA, 1416 nt
Organism: Onthophagus taurus
Lineage: Eukaryota; Metazoa; Arthropoda; Insecta; Coleoptera; Scarabaeidae
Product: palmitoyltransferase ZDHHC16
Molecular function (GO): palmitoyltransferase activity
Source: RefSeq, a predicted model, not a curated record